Messenger RNA from Otolemur garnettii (small-eared galago), 1609 nucleotides. RefSeq names its product UBX domain protein 6 (gene UBXN6). The transcript is spliced from 10 exons. Gene Ontology annotation, molecular function: protein binding. Gene Ontology annotation, cellular component: cytoplasm. The record is from RefSeq and is a predicted model, not a curated record. Bases 72 to 1241 code for a protein of 389 amino acids. NCBI's taxonomy places the organism in Eukaryota, Metazoa, Chordata, Mammalia, Primates, Galagidae.
AGGCCCCUAGAGAGAAACCAAACCAGCCAGCCCUCAGGCAGACCCGCCAGGGACCCACUGAUGAGGCACAGAUGGCAGCUGCUGCUGCUCUGGCCCGGCUGGAGCAGAAGCAGCCCAGGGCACGGGGCCCCACGUCACAGGACUCCAUCCGGAACCAAGUGAAAAAGGAACUUCGAGCUGAAGCUACUGUCAGCGGGAACCCGGAGGUUCUAGGAACCAAUGUGGUACCCGAGUCCAAAGAGGAAGGCUCAACCCACCUGGCAGUACCCGGCGUGUAUUUCACGUGUCCGCUCACUGGGGCCACCCUGAGGAAGGACCAGCGUGAUGCCCGCAUCAGAGAGGCUAUUCUCUCACACUUUGCCACUGACCCAGUGGCUGCCUCCAUCAUGAAGAUCCACACCUUCAACAAAGAUCGAGAUAGGGUGAAGCUGGGCGUGGACACCAUUGCCAAGUACUUAGACAACAUCCACCUACAUCCUGAGGAGGAGAAGUACCAGAAGAUCAAGCUACAGAACAAGGUGUUCCAGGAGCGCAUUAACUGCCUGGAAGGGGCCCAUGAGUUUUUUGAGGCCAUCGGGUUCCAGAAGGUGAUGCUGCCAGUUCCUGAUAAGGAGGGCCCCGAGGAGUUCUAUGUGCUGAGUGAGGCAGUGCUGGCCCAGCCCCAGAACCUGGAGAAGCACCGAGAGCAGCUGCUGGCUGCAGAGCCCGUGCGGGCCACACUGAACCGCCAGCGGCGUGUCUUCCGGCCAUCACCCCUGGCCUCACAGUUUGACCUGCCUGCAGACUUCUUCAAUCUCACAGCAGAGGAGAUCAAGCGGGAGCAGAGGCUCAGGUCGGAUGCCGUGGAGCGGCUGAGCGUGCUGCGUACCAAGGCCAUGCGGGAAAAGGAGGAGCAGCGGGAGCUGCGCAAGUACACCUAUGCACUGCUGCGAGUACGCCUCCCUGACGGCUGCCUGCUGCAGGGGACCUUCUACGCCCGUGAGCGGAUGGCAGCAGUCUACGGGUUUGUCAGGGAGGCCUUGCAGAGUGACUGGCUGCCUUUUGAGCUGCUGGCCUCAGGAGGGCAGAAGUUGUCGGAGGAUGAGAACCUGGCCUUGAAUGAGUGUGGGCUGGUGCCCUCAGCUCUCUUGACCUUCUCAUGGGAUGCAGCUGUGUUGGAGGAUGUCAAGGCUGCAGGGGCCAAGCCAGACUCGUCCAUCCUGAAGCCUGAACUGCUGUCGGCCAUUGAGAAGCUCUCAUAAAAUAAAAGCAGGGUUGGCCUCCACCACAUGGUCUGUCUUGUGCUCACCCUGUCCCCAUCCCCAUAGAACCUCCAGCCACUUCUGGAAACACAUGCCCUGCUCCAGGAACACAGGAGGGGUGCUGGCUGGCUGGGGAGCCCUGACGGCAGGGGAGGGUGUGCAGAUGUCCGAGUACCCCAAAGCAGGGACAGGGGCAGCACCAAAGCUGAGUCCUCCACCCACUGCUCAGUGGUUGCUCAGACCUCAGGGUGUCUCCCUGGGCAGGAGAGGUCUGCAGCAUGGCCUGGUUCUGAGUGCCAUGGAUGCUGUGGGGAAUACUGGUGACACUACUCAAUUAUGAAACCAAAUAAAUACAAUGUUUCAAUAUG